GUGGUGAGUAGGGGUGUGCAGGGCUGGGCAGAGGCGCUGGCACUCGGCACACACUGGCACAGGACCCCAGCGUGGCCCCUCUUGGCUUUGGCCACUCUUCUCGGUGCGUCCCGGUCCAGCAGUGUGGGAGCAGGGUGGCAGGUUUGGGGCUCACUGAGGGGUGGCCCCGGCCAGGGACGGGCUCCGGGCAGCUCUCCAGGCUCUGUUCCUUCCCUGCAGCCCCAGGACACCUCGCUGCGCCCCACAGCCCUCCCUGGACGAGGGGACCGUGAUCGCCCGUGUGCCAUCGUGCUCCUGGCCAUGCCCUGCACUGGGCACUUCCCACCCCGCAGCCCCCGGUGAGCGGGGAAGGAGCCUGAGCCUCUUCCAGGUUGGGUGACUCCGGCGUCCGCCGGCCACCAUGGAUUGGAAAACGCUGCAGGCCCUGCUCAGUGGGGUCAACAAGUACUCCACGGCCUUCGGCCGCAUCUGGCUCUCCGUGGUCUUCGUCUUCCGCGUGCUGGUCUACGUGGUGGCGGCUGAGCGCGUGUGGGGAGACGAGCAGAAGGACUUUGACUGCAACACGCGGCAGCCGGGCUGCACCAACGUCUGCUAUGACCAUUUCUUCCCCAUCUCCCACAUCCGCCUCUGGGCCCUGCAGCUCAUCUUUGUCACUUGCCCUUCCCUCCUGGUCAUCAUGCACGUGGCCUACCGGGAGGACCGGGAGAAGAAGAACCGGGAGAAGAACGGGGAGAAUUGCCCCAAGCUCUACAGCAACACAGGCAAGAAGCAUGGUGGGCUGUGGUGGACCUACCUGCUCAGCCUCUUCUUCAAACUUAUCAUAGAGAUCCUGUUCCUCUAUCUCCUCCACAAGAUGUGGGACAGCUUUGACUUGCCACGGCUGGUCAAAUGCACCCAAGUGGAGCCCUGCCCCAACACAGUAGACUGCUACAUCGCUCGGCCAACCGAGAAGAGAGUCUUCACCUAUUUCAUGGUUGGAGCCUCCUCCAUCUGCAUCGUCCUCACCGUCUGUGAGAUCUUCUACCUCAUCUUCAAGCGGGUUGUGCGGCGUGCGCAGAAGUGGAAGAAGUCCACCAAGCGCUCCGUCAGCUACAGCAAGGCCUCCACCUGCCGGUGCCACCUCAAGACAGAGGAGAAGGACAACAAGUCCCAGACUAGGUGUGUGGCAGCCCUGUGAGCCUCUGCUCCCAACCUGACUGCUCUCUGAUGGGGUGCUGGGAGGGGGAGGGGGAGGGAGAUGUGUCCAGGGAUGGUUGGCCCCAGAGGUGGCCACUGGGGAUGCCACCACCAGACUCUUCAGCCAGAACCUUGAUGGCUCUAAAGGGGAAGGGGACACAUCCAUGGGAACUCUCCUGUUUGAGGGCAUGUCCCUGGGUGUCCCAGCAGCACGGACACGCUGGUGGCAGGUGGGUGCUGGCUGCCCAUGGGCACACCUGAGGUUUUCUCUUCUUUCCACAGAGGAGAGGAG
Calidris pugnax (ruff) is the source of this 1468-nucleotide messenger RNA. Its product is annotated as gap junction beta-3 protein-like. Gene Ontology annotation, biological process: cell communication. The transcript has 2 exons. The record is from RefSeq and is a predicted model, not a curated record. The coding region runs from base 401 to 1177 and encodes 258 amino acids. Gene Ontology annotation, cellular component: connexin complex. Lineage: Eukaryota; Metazoa; Chordata; Aves; Charadriiformes; Scolopacidae.